Molecule: messenger RNA, 1049 nt
Organism: Durusdinium trenchii
Lineage: Eukaryota; Dinophyceae; Suessiales; Symbiodiniaceae
Source: the annotation of a GenBank genome assembly
AGAGUGGGGCGCUGAAAGGGGCGAGGUCGAGGAGCGAUGGUGAAGACACACUGCUUUUCGGUGCAGUACGCGAAGUCGAGCAUGUCCACCUGUCGCGUCUGCAUGGCCAAGAUCGUGAAAGACUCCUUGCGAGUCGGUCACAGCCAGUUGGAGGCUGAAAAUGACCUGAGCCGAAAGCCGGACCGGUCCCACCUUCCGGACAUGGACGAGCGCAUGAUGGCCAUCGCAGGCGCCGCCCGCUGGCAUCACUUCGAGUGCUUUCCGCGGAUGAAGGGCGCCAAGUGGAUGGCUGCGAACCUGCCGGACUCCCCCACCAAGCUGGAAGGCUUCAAGGAGCUCAAGAAAGGCGAUCAAAAGAAGCUCCUCCAGCUCUGGAAGGCCCUGGCGAGUCCGGAGGGGAAGCCGUCGAGCAAGCGGAAAGCCGAGAUGGAGGGGAAGGUCGCAAAGAAGCCUGCGAGCAAGAUCUCAGCCAUCACAUCUGUGCAAGGUGUCCUGACCAGCGCACAGUUUAAGAAGGUGCAGGCACUUGAAGCCGACCUGUCAUCCUCAACCAACCACGCACUCCUUGGAGAGCUCAGAAAGAACGACCAGCCACGGACCGGCAAGAAGGAGGAGUUGGUCUCGCGCGUGGCGGAAGGGCGAGUGCUGGGAGCUCUACCCAGCUGUCCCAAGUGCAAACAUGGCCAGAUCCACUGGAGCCGUCUUGGAGGCUGGUUUAGCUGCCCGGGCUACUACGACAGAGAUCUGAAGACCACCCGGCGGUGUUUCUUCCGCUCGAAGGAGAUGAAGAGGAAAGAAUGGAAGAAGUGAACACGCGUGAGGAUAUUUUUGCUGUUUGCUUCAUCCUUUUCAUCCUUUUCCCAAGCAAGAUCAAGAAAGCAUCCUCUGGUAUCCUCUGGUUAUCGGGGGAGUGUGCUUCUGCCCAAGUGACACUGGAAGUGAUGGAACAAAGUGGGAUCUUGCGAGAAGGAUGAGUUGUCCAAAGUUGGGUCCAUGCUUGCAAGAAGCAUCCCAGACACGACCGACGGGACUGGAGUAUUGACCUGACC